Molecule: messenger RNA, 5463 nt
Organism: Chelonoidis abingdonii (Abingdon island giant tortoise)
Lineage: Eukaryota; Metazoa; Chordata; Testudines; Testudinidae
Gene: NIM1K
Product: NIM1 serine/threonine protein kinase
Biological process (GO): microtubule cytoskeleton organization; intracellular signal transduction; protein phosphorylation
Cellular component (GO): cytoplasm
Molecular function (GO): ATP binding; tau-protein kinase activity
Source: RefSeq, a predicted model, not a curated record
CGGCAGGGGGCGGCAAUGAGUGGGCGCUGAACCGGCCUGGGGCAACCCUGCAGCCUCUCUGCGCAGGAAGACAAUGCGUCUUGCAAAAUUUUGAGAAGGCUCAAGGCUUUAAAGAAGGCUCGUCUAAAUAAAGGAGGGUUAAAGUGACAUUGCAGUUACUUAAUCCUGUGCUUUCCUUCCAUGUGACUCGAAGAAGACUGAGGUGCAGCUUUUCUUUUUCCAGUGCACAGAUUAUACUGCUCCAACAUCCUCCAGCAGCAGUUCUGCACAUCAAAGUAGCAAUGGAAAUUAAACAAAUCAGUGGCAAGCAUUUUACAGCAGGGCUGCAAGGUAAAGGUCAGGCAUUUCCAAAUCACAGUGAAAAGCUUGCUGGCUGAAAAAUGAAUCAAAGGAAAAUCCAACUUUCAGCUUUUGGACUGAGCCUUGAACCAAGAAGGACUGCAUCAAAUCCUACCGAAGGUUAGCUGUUCGAAAGGAUCUGAAAGUUUUUGGACUUAUUCAAAGUAGUUAUUGAUCUACCAGUCUGAGGUGUGCAUGUCAGUGUUUUCAGGGCAGCAAACUAGAACCUGAAAGUUAAAGCAGUGUCAAAUGUAUUGCAUCUGUUUGCACUCCAUUGAGAAUGGAUGCUUUGCUUUUGUAUAUGUACAAUUUACAGCUUUAAUUAUCAAGCCUUUUUUAUCUUACAAAUAAGGUUUUAAAAUUGCUCACUGGAGGUUAAAGCCAAUUGGCUUUUAAUUUUACUUCUGAUUUUGGCUAGAACCAGCAAUAUAUAUAUGAUGGCAAAUUUGGUUGUUAAGUCAUUUCCACAUUGAUCUUUGGACCUCUGGCAAUUUUUGUUCAGGUUAUCACAGUUCUGUUAUGUCCAGGAUUGUAUUCCACUGGAACAGCUUGUUAAACCAAAUGGAAAUGUGAUUGCUCUGUGGACUAUGACAACAAGCUAUAUGAAUGGCGGAGAUCUUGGAAACCACCGAUAUGCCAGAUGGAAUCGUGAGGACAGCGGAGAGGACUACGGGCGGGCUGAGUGCUACGGAGAAGAUGAAGAGGGCAGGAAGCGCAGGCUGACCCCAUUUGAGAAGCUAACCCAGGAUAUGUCCCAGGAUGAAAAGGUGGUGAAGGAAUUAACUCUGGGGAAGAGGAUUGGAUUCUAUCGAGUGAGAGGGGAAAUAGGGAGUGGGAAUUUCUCACAAGUGAAGCUUGGAAUUCAUUCUCUAACCAAAGAAAAAGUAGCAAUUAAGAUUUUGGACAAGACCAAGUUAGACCAGAAGACUCAACGCUUACUGUCCUGUGAAAUUUCCAGCAUGGAAAAACUGCAUCACCCAAACAUUAUCAGACUUUACGAAGUGGUGGAAACAUUGUCGAAACUGCACCUCGUCAUGGAGUAUGCAGGAGGUGGGGAACUCUUUGUUAAAAUCAGCACAGAGGGAAAGUUAGCAGAAAUGGAAAGUAAAUUAAUUUUCUCCCAGAUUGCAUCUGCUGUGAAGCACAUGCAUAACAACAAUAUCAUUCACCGGGACUUGAAAGCAGAAAAUGUAUUCUAUACCAGUAACACCUGUGUGAAGGUGGGAGACUUUGGAUUCAGCACAAUAAGUAAAAAAGAGGAAACUUUAAACACUUUCUGUGGGUCUCCUCCUUAUGCUGCCCCUGAGCUCUUCCGAGAUGAAAACUAUGUUGGUGUUUAUGUGGACAUAUGGGCGCUAGGCAUCCUUUUAUAUUUUAUGACAACUGGUACAAUGCCAUUUCGUGCAGACACAGUGGCCAAACUGAAGAAGUGCAUUCUUGAUGGGACAUAUAGCCUGCCCCCAUCCCUUUCAGACACUUGCCAGAAACUGAUCAGAGGAGUUCUUCAGCCAGUCCCAACUGCACGAUACUCUAUUGAAUGUAUUAUGAAGAACGAAUGGAUGCAAGGGAUACAGCAUCCAAAAGCCUUGGACCCAUUUAAACUGGAUCCAAAGUAUUUAGCAGAGACUAGUACCCUCAAAGAGGAGGAAAUUGAAGUGAAAAAUACCUUGCAAGAUUUGGGAAUCACAGAAGAACACAUUCAAAAUAACCGUGGAAGAGAUUCUCGAAGCUCAAUAACUGGUAUCUACCGAAUUGUUUUGCACAGAGUGCAAAAGAAAAGAGCCCUGGAGACUGUUCCUAUAGUCACGCAACCAGAACCCAAAGAGCAGGAUUUAAAGAAAGGUCACAGUUCACACCGUGGUAUCAGACAUACAUCCAAGUUGUGUUCAAUUUUAUGAAUUGCAUAUAGCAGACUUUACAUUCAGUAACUUUAACAAGGGGUUUUAUUCAUUUCACAGUAAGCUUUGAUGUUACAUUUUUGUAAUUUUUAAAUAAACCAAAACUGCCUUAAAUCUCAAAAUGUAUUAGUUCAUCCAGAGGACUGAUUUGCUCAAACAGACUUGUUUGUGUUUGCACUUCGGCCCACAGACCUCACAUGUAAAAUGGAAGAUAUACUAAUUGAUUAACAAAUACAACUUGUUUAAUAGAUGUUGUCUUUUAAUAAUUGAGUAGAAUUACUCAAUAUACUUGGGCUGAUCUUUUAGGACAACUAUUUAUAAUAUGUGGCCACUUGCAGAAAUAUUACGUUAUUAGCCUGCUGUUAAGUCACAACAGUGCAGUAAUCUAAAUGACUGCCAAUUUGCAAUGGACAAAAUCUGGUUAUUUAAAGAGACUGAUUCCUGAACAGCUGUGAAUAUUUAUUUACAAGGACUCUAUAAGUAUUACUUAAGACAAGACUGUUUGUUAGGUAUUAAAUGUUAGAGCUUCAUUUUUAGCUAUUACACCUUGACAAAGAAGCUCUAACCGUUUUUUCCUCUCUCAUCAUUAGUCCAGGAUCAGCUUUUGAAAAAUCCUGAAAAUUGCUGUAAUGUAUCACAGGUUAUCCUGUAUUUAAAAUCAAACCCUAACAUGAUGCUCCACUAACUCAAAUCAAACAAUUUGUCACCUUUAUUUUAGUACCACUGUGAGAAAUGCUGCGACUCCUGGGUCCACUCAGCUAUGCUGCCAUCUACUGGAACUUGUAUGGUCUGAUCAUUGAGUAAAUUAAUAAGUAAGGCUAUUAUUUUGUCAUGAAUAUUUUUAGUAAAAGUCAUGGGCAAUGAACAAAAAUUCAAGGAAGCUGUGACCUGUCCUUGACUUUUACUAAAAACAGUCCUGACAAAAGGGAGAGGCAGGAGGGUCCACCACCCUGCCCUGCUGCAUGCAGUGGCACGGAGCUUUGGCCCUUUGCCCUUGCCCAGUGGCUGAGAACUUGGGCGGGUGGCUGGGAGCUGAGGGGGUCCCCUCCUGCAACUGGACUGCUGAGGGAGAGAGUCCUGCCGCUGGCAGCAGUGGCUGGGCUGCUGCAGGGCCCCAAUGUUAUGAAGGUUGGAGAAAGUCAUAGAAUCUCUGACUUCUGCUAUGGCAUGACAAACUUUAAUAAGGCUACAAGUAAGGAGAUGAGGCAUCAAGAAUGCAGAACUAUGGCAUAUCUAGCCCUGCUCCAAAUGAAGGCCAUGGGCUAUUGCUAACAGGACCAGACUCCAAGUUUAUCUGGCUUUAUAGAUUCAACACUCAUGUUUUUGCAUAGGGUAUUAAGGAAACAUACCAUAAUGCAGUGCUUCUGGCUCAUGUUACUUCAGCAGUAAAGAUUAGCACCAAAAGCCAAAAGGUUUUGUUUUUGUUUUACUUCUAAUGGUCACUGGUAUCAAAAUCAGCCACCAAAUACUACAACCCAUGCGCAAGAGUGGGAUAGGGUUGUUUCGGGAGUUUUCUGACAGCCUAGUCUCCUGUAGUAGUGGUCUCCUUGCCUUAUUCACAUUACUAUGUACGCUUUUAAGAGACAGUUGCCCUAUGCAAUCCUUGUGUGUAAGACAGGUGACAAAGAUACCCCAACUUCUGCUUAAAUCAGAAGUUUUAGGCUCUGCUCCCCUACCUCAACUUAAAUGCAAACUGUAAGAAAGGUUUCCCAAUAGUUAUACCACUAGGAGCUGGCACAGUUAAAAUAGCUACUUUGACAGCUAGAGGUAAGCCCCUGUUAGGCUAAGUAAAAACUGAAGUUGCACAGCUGCCAUUAGUAAUACAAACGGACAACCAGACCUUAAGUUCAGAUGCAGCUUUUCCAUAUUUACACUGGCAUGGUGGGUUUUUAAAUAGCUCUUUUUCUACAUUAAAAAUGAAGAGGGGUAGUUCAUUUGCUUUUAUGUAGUAAAGAGGAGCGUGGAUUUUUUAAAAAAGUAAUAGGAAACUGCAGUCAUCAUAGUCAUAGAUGAGUGCAGAGCAAGUGGGCAGUCAAGAAAAAUUAAGUCUUUUUCAAAACACUGAAGGAAAGGGGAUGGGAGAAAAAUUGUUGCAGACUACAGCUGUGUUAGAAGUGGUUUGGGUUUAAAGAACAAGCAGUACAGAACAGUCAAAGAUACAGUCCUAAAACAUGAUUCUAAAUGGUUAGCAUGUCAACUAGACAGUCUGAUUCAUUUUCCUCUUAUUAUUCCACUAUAAAACGGAAAAGUGAAGCAUUUAUACUAGAAAACCUGCAUAGGUUGGGUUCCCUGAUCAGUAACCUGUGCACUCUCCAGUGUUUGCUGGGUCAUUAGAUUCUUCCUAAUCCAUUUAAGACAUGUAUUCCACAUCAGUUCAGCAUUGCACCAAACACCGUUUUGAGUAUCUCUAAAACUUUAUUUACAAAAGCAGCUGCUUCAGUGUUAGUGAGGAUGGCAAGUUAAUUUUUUUGUCCCAGUAGUUCUUUGCCUGUCCAUUGCCAGCAAUAGACUUUAUUCUGUGAUAAAUUUGUCUUCUGGCAGCAAAUAAGAGUUGCUCUUAUGAAACUAAAAACCCAAACACUUGGAAAAGUAUCUUCAUGCAUCAUUUCUCCAUCACUUUCCGUAAAAGCACUUAGACCAUUAGUCCACAUCAGUUCAUAUUAAAUGAAAUUUUAGAAAGUUGACUGUACAAGUCCAACAAAAAAAGUUAUCAAAUCCUCAUGAGUGACGUACGGUGUAUUAUACAAACACGACUUUACACAAGAACCUGCAUUUCACAACAUGUCAUUUCUGCAAGUUUAUAUUAGACAAUUAAGUUUUGAAGUAGACAAUGAAAUAAAACUAAACAAGAGAUUGAGUCCUGUACAUUAGAACAAUUUAAAUAUAUUUUACAAACUAGCAAGGCUCUUGACAGCUCAGAAUGGUCUCCCCACUAGUUUUGGGCAUUUGCUCCUUGCAUGAUGAACAGCUUUCAGACUAGAAACAUGGAAAAAGGUUUGUGUGUUUUUUUGCAACAGUCUUGUUACAGAAAUACAAGGGGAGUGUGAAAUAUGAAAUCAAUCAUGAGUUCAGAGUUAAAAACUGUCAUUAAGAAAAAUACAGUAGAAGAGCCAGGAGUCAAGGAGGAGCUGUCACAUCUUUUCCCUCUGUGGUUUGUCAGUUUGAAUGAACUCCCCAUAGUAUUUGGAAAUUGAGGACUAGAAGUCUGCACUCUGAUCAUUCUGAC